Astyanax mexicanus (Mexican tetra) is the source of this 4280-nucleotide messenger RNA. RefSeq names its product DnaJ (Hsp40) homolog, subfamily C, member 5 gamma a (gene dnajc5ga). The transcript has 7 exons. NCBI's taxonomy places the organism in Eukaryota, Metazoa, Chordata, Actinopteri, Characiformes, Acestrorhamphidae. Bases 155 to 727 code for a protein of 190 amino acids. The record is from RefSeq and is a predicted model, not a curated record.
GCGGAGUCGACUCUGACGUCGAUGUGCAACGUCCAAUGAGAACCUGCAGUUUCGGAAAUGAGGAAGUGCAGAGAGAAGUCGUGAGGAAUAAUUUGGAGUUAUCUAUGAUUCCGCGGCAAACUAAAGCAUUAUUACCCGCUGUUUUACGUAAGUCAUGGCAGAACACAGGCAACCCGCUGACAGGCCUCAGAGGAAGAUGUCCACCUCAGGAGAUAGUCUAUAUAAAGUGCUAGGACUGGAGAAAGGGGCUUCAGCUGAGGACAUUAAGCGAGCCUACAGGAAACUUGCCCUGAAAUACCACCCAGACAAAAAUCCAGACAAUCCGGAAGCUGCUGAGAAGUUCAAAGAGAUUAAUAAUGCCAACUCCAUCCUCAAUGAUGAGACCAAGAGAAGGAUUUAUGACGAAUAUGGCACCAUGGGUCUAUAUGUCUCUGAGCAAUUUGGAGAGGAGAGUGUCAAAUACUACUUCCUCAUGUCAAAGUGGUGGUUCAAGGCAAUGGCAUUGUGCUGCACAGUUUUCACCUGCUGCUUCUGUUGCUGCUGCUGCUGUUUUUGCUGCGGGAAGUGUAAGCCUCCCGAGGAUGAUGAGAACUACCAGUAUGUGGACCCAGAGGACCUUGAGGCUCAGAUCAAAGCAGAACAAGAUGGAGGUGAAACCAUUAUAAUUGUUCAACCCAUGCCAGGUCCAGCUCCAGAGAACAGCGGUGACAUGACAGAUUCAAAGUGACUCCAGGGCGAUGAGCUAGAUGAGCUGCAUCAGGGAAGAAGAGGCUCAAGUGCCUCAAUUGUGAUCCAACCACAUUCCACCAACACAUUGAAAACCACCCACUUUGCAGCCAGCCAGCCUGCCCACAUACUUCUUCCAGCAGUGAGCCACUGGCCCACUCCAGGGAUGAGGGCUUCCACCUUGGGCUCCUCACUACCACUAAUGGAAUAGAGAGUUUCAAACUGUGGCCUCUGCCCCAGUCCUCAGUAUUGACUUUUGAAGUUUGCCAAAAGAUGCAAAACUUUUGCUGAGCUCAACUGAAUUGUUUGUCUAGUGUCUGUUACUCUCAUCCAGAAAUAUUCCAGACUGUGAGCCUGGUAGCAUUUGAAUGAAACGGGUUUGACUCAUGUCAUGACCCUUUUUCCUGGGUCAAUUAUUUUUCUUUUAUUAGGUACUUUUUUUAGUAAUCAGUGCUGGAACUAUCAUGGAGUUCAACCAGGUGCAUGACACGCAAUAUCUGCAUGCCCUUUUUUUUCAGCACUUGUGCACAAUAAACAUGCUCCCAUUAACAUUCCACAACCUCCAAUCGACAACUUUUACACCUCAGUCCUGAUUUCAAACUAAAUCUAAAUGGCCACAACAUAUCUAAAUUGACUUUAAACUGGAGCAUCCAUUUAUCACAAACGCAUGUGUGCUUUUUUUUUUUUUUUGGAAGUCCUAAUCCACUACAAGCUGCUAUUGCAGCAAACUGAGCCAGAUUGUUUCAUUUUUAGUUUUGUCUUGUGGUUUUCUGUAAAUCACAAGUCGUGUUCAUGUUAAGCUGAGAUGCAAUAUCUAGUGCUGGAUUCUCUGUCCAGGGAUAUCACAUCUCAACGGCAUACAAUGACAUACAACUAUUGGUCAGAGAUAUUUAUGGCUAUGCACUUUUCCUGAACUAGUAAAAGCAAAACUAAAAGCUAAUAGAUUUAAAGCUUAAAUCAGUUUUAGUGUUUAAUGCAGCAAAUGGACUGAAAUAAGACCAGUUCCAGUUUAGGUGGACGCUAUGCCAAACCAUGCAAAAUUCUAUUAAUUUGUUUUAAUAGAAGCAUCAAUUACAAGCAUCUUUUUAAAUGUUUUUUUUUUUUUAAAGAAAUGUUAUAUAUUAGCUGUUAAAUUUGUUACAGAUAUGUUUUGCUACAAAUUAUAACUCAGAUCAAGCUUUCUCAACACAAGAGAUGCUCAGAAUAAUGUAAUAGAAAAUUGUAAAUAUCAUUGUUCUGUUUGUUUUUUACUACAGCUGUACAGUUGGACAGUCCAUAUCAUUUAGAUUUAUUGCCAAUGUUUAUCUUUUAUUGCACUGUUGAUUCUGAUUAUUGUUUUUAUUCUCUCACCAUAACAUAUUAACAGUAUUAAGAUUUUGUAAUUCCUAUACUGCGUUCACACUGGCUGGCAACAAGUCACUUGUGUCACACCACAUUUUCUCUUUGGAUGGGGUUUGAGGCUCGUCAUGCUUUUUGGAGUAGGAGUUUAGCAUGUUAGCAUGCUGAUAAGCUACCUGUUGAGCUAUCCACUACUUUCUUUCAAACUUAAUUUUUUUUUUCAAACUGCCCUAUAUUUGUGCAAAAAUGCAUCCUAUAACAAAUCAGUGGCUAUAAUCAUCUCUGUCAUCUUCAGAACCACACUGCUGGGAUAUAAACAAACAAUGUUAGGAAUCAAGCAGAAGCUGCAGUCCUCUGGCCACUGCACCAUAAUUUAUUUGCAUAAAGUUGAAAAGGUCUUAACCCUAUUUGUCGCUUGCCAUUUGUUGUGUGUCGUUGCUUAGAAUGGCGUCCUUCAUUAGGAAAUGCCUGCCAGUGUAAAAGCAGUAUUAAAUAUUGGGGGAGGAUGCCAAAAAAAUAUAUACAAUUUUGUAGCAUUUCCAGGUAUGUUUACCUUAGUUUGCUACACUUGUGUUUUAAAAUAAUUGAACUCUCUCUGCAGUAAAGUGUUUUAGCAAGUUGAACGUUUUUUUUUUAUCUUGUUCACAAUUAAAUCAAAUAUAUAAUAAACAAUUAAAUAACAUUAUUUUUUUAAUAUAUCAACUUGAACCUUUUAUGUCUUUCUCAUUGACAAAAUAAUUCAACCCCUUAAAGAUUAUCACUCUCAAGAGCAGAAGGUUCAAUCAGGUGUUUUCAAACAGGCAUUGAAAGCACCUGUAGAUGUGAACAGAACCAUAUUAAGCAGCAAUUAAGCAGAUUUUAAAGGACUUAAGAUACUCAGCUCCUUCUAUACAGUUAAUAGUGUCUUUGCAACAUGAUGAAGUCCAGGGUAUUUGCUCCGUAUAAGAAAGGAAAUGGAAAUAAAAAAGAUAGCAAAGAGACCAUAUUAGAAGCAUAAUUCCCAAGUUGGAAAUGUGGACACGCUACCUGGGUGUGGCAGAAAGAGGAUGCUGUCAGCCACUGCUGUCUGGUACCUUAAACGAGUAGGUACGAAAAUUCCUGCACAGGACUUGUCGGAAGGGAGGUAUCCAGGUUUCAGACCAGACAAAAAGGCGCACGCUUCUGGCCUCCAGGCCAGAACUCCCAGGUGCACCUACCUCUCUGCUGACUCUGAAGCAUAAGAAGAGUCAACUACAGUAAAAAAACAUGUGGAGAACCUCAAAGGUUUUGGAAUAUUGUUCUCUGGAGCAACAAGACAAAAUUGGACAUACUUGGGCCUAUGGCUCAGCGAUGUGUCUGGAAGAGGAAGAACAAGCCUUAUACAGAAAAGUCAUGCUCUGGGGCUGUUUCACUUCUUCAGGUACAGGGAAUCUCCACCAUGUAGAAGAUACCAUAAAUUCAGUUAACUACCAGGAGAUCUUGGGUGGAAAUGUCAAGCAGUCAGUGACAAAGCUGGAGGAGGUUGGACCUUCCAACAGGACAACAAUCCCAAGCAUAAAUCCUAUUCUACCAUGACUUGGUUACAAAAGAAGAGUCUGGAGUGGCCAUCGAAAUCGCCCGACUUAAAUCUUUUAGAAAAUCUGAAGUGGUUCUUGAAGAAGGCAGUUGCAACACGCAAGCUCAAGAAAGUCAAAGAGCUGGAGGUUUUUGCCUGUGAGAAAUAAGCUAAGAAACAUGUUGAUCACUGCAAAAAAAUUGUCAAGCUAUGUUUCACGUCUGAAGGACGUUAUUACAGCCAAAAGGAGUUGUACUAAAGUUUUUUUGGUAUAUUAGAAAACUAUUUUUGUAAUUUAAGUUGCGUUUGUCUAUUAUACAAGUCCUUAUUUGAUUUGAUUGUGAACAAGAUAAAAAAAUAAAUGUUAAAUUUGCUAAGACACUUUACUGCAGUGGGGGGUUGACUAAUCUUGAACACAACUGUAUGUUGACUCUAGCUUUAAAUUUCAUAUAAAAACUCAUAGCUCCUGCCUUUUUUUUUAUUGCCCUGAACUUUUAAGGAUUUCGCAAACAUUGUCCUCAGUUACCUUAGCAGAACUGCUUUUUGUGCUUUAGCCUACUGGUUUUAAAAUCACAAAAGAUCUGCCAGGAUGCUGGUAGGUAUAUUCCGUGCAGAUACUGGUGAACUUGGUUUUUGAAACACCCAAUUAUUUUCAAUUUAAAUAAAGUUUAGUUUUCAAUUA